UUAAUUCACCUGCAAUAUCCAUUUCCUCUUCGUGGAUUGUGUGGGCCGACUGCCUAGAACAGCUGGAAUUUUCCUGGAAUCAAGACUUGCUAUUGCUGUAGCUGCUAUGGAACAAUCAAUAUCUCUUUUACUGCUUGCACUCAUCAAGCUGGUGACAUCUGUGUAUUAUGAAGGUUCGGGAUAUGCAGCUGACGAGAAUUAUAACAACGAAGUAUACGUUGAACAGCGCCCUUCCACUCCUUUUCUGGAUUACCGAGCCCCUCGUUGGUGCUAUGAUCUCAACAUUCAGGAUGGAGAGGCUGCUUGCUAUUCACCACGAGGGGGGACUUAUCGUAGCACUCUCAGUACACGAUGCCGGUUAUCUUGUGACCAGGGUUACCGACUCCUGGGACAGAGUUCAGUGCAAUGCUUACCAAGCCGGCGCUGGUCUGGAAAUGCAUACUGCAGGAAAAUUCUGUGCCAUGUACUGCCCGCACUUCCUCAUGGAUCCUACCACUGCUCAGAUGGUGUAUCUGAAGGGUCUCGCUGCGAUUACACCUGUGCUUCUGGCUAUCAGAUAGAAGGCGACCGUAGCCGUAUCUGUAUGGAAGACGGGCUGUGGAGUGGAGCAGAACCUGUCUGUGUAGAUGUGGACCCACCAAAGAUUCAGUGCCCUACUUCCAGAGUUAAAUUUGCAGAGCCAGAGAAACUGACAGCUGUGGUUUACUGGGGCAGACCUCAAGUGAAGGAUACAGCUGAUGGAGUGAUCACAAGAGUUACACUCAGAGGCCCUGAGCCAGGUUCGGAGUUCCCGGAGGGGGAACAUGUAAUCCGGUACACGGCAUAUGACCAGGCACACAACCGGGCAAGCUGUAAAUUUAUAGUGAAAGUGCAAGUGAGAAGAUGCCCCAUACUUUCUCCUCCCCUUCAUGGAUACAUCACCUGUAGCUCUGCAGGAAAUAACUACGGUGCAAACUGCGAGUACCUUUGCGAGGGAGGCUACGAACGCCAAGGACAAGCGUCCAGAGUUUGCCUGUUUAGUCAGCAGUGGGCAGGAACCCCAGCCACAUGCACACGCAUGAAAAUAAAUGUUAAUAUGAACUCUGCUGGAGGUUUCAUAGAUCAAUUCUUUGAGAAGCAACGUCUCCUGAUCAUCUCUGCCCCUAGCUCUUCUGACCGCUAUUACAGGCUUCAGUCAUCAGCCCUGCAGAGUGCAAACUGUGGAUUUGAACAGCGACAAGUUGUCGUUGUUGAGCUGGUCGGAGAGGAGCCAAAUGAAGUUGGACGUGUGCGUGAACAGCAACUUUCACACGACCUCAUCGAACAGAUAAGACAAGCUCUUCACAUGACCCGAUCAUACUUCAAUAUGGUCCUUCUUGAUAAAUAUGGCGUAGAUCGGGAACGCUACAGGGAACCCAUUGGGUCUGAUGAGAUCUUCACAUAUAUUGAUACCUAUUUACUGAGCUCCCAGGAGAUGACUCAGCUGGAGGCUAAAAGAGAAAACUGUGAAUAGUAAAUCAUAAAGCCAUUCUGUAUAAACCAUGUAUGCUUCCGAUAGGUAAACAUAUGGGACAAUGAUUGGCUAUAUUCCAGGAGUAACUAUGUUUGAACAUAAGCGCGAUAAAACCAAUGGCCGAUGCACUGGAGGGGAAAUCUAUUCAAUGAAAGUUGUCCUUAAGUGUCUUCCGAGGUCUAGGACAGAGGUAGGCAACGUUCGGCACUCCAGAUGUGAUUACAGCCAUAAUGCUGGCAAAGCAUUAGGGUAGAUGUAGUCCACAACAUGUGGAGUGCCAAUGUUUGCCUACCUCUGGUCUAGGGUUUUCCUGUUUCAUAAUCCACCAGUUGAUUAAUUAAACUUCCACAGAGAGCUAUUGAUCAUGAUGAGGUGGCUUCCUGGUUCGUCUACCCUUCUCUACCACGUGGUCUAGAAAUCUCUAAACAGCCAAGCAGAAACUUUAGAACUAAGCUGCUUGGGGGAAGGCUACGAAAAUCAAGGACAGUUGUUGGACCAAUUGAAAUACAAUUUAUAAGUAUUUAUUAAUAAGAAAAAGUAUAUUGUUGUUAUUUAAAAAAAAUAAAAAUAAACACAGA
This is a messenger RNA of Pelobates fuscus (common spadefoot toad), 2070 nucleotides long. It is a transcript of the gene SRPX2, whose product is annotated as sushi repeat containing protein X-linked 2. The record is from RefSeq and is a predicted model, not a curated record. Gene Ontology annotation, biological process: positive regulation of cell migration involved in sprouting angiogenesis; positive regulation of synapse assembly; cell-cell adhesion. The transcript is spliced from 10 exons. Bases 107 to 1492 code for a protein of 461 amino acids. Lineage: Eukaryota; Metazoa; Chordata; Amphibia; Anura; Pelobatidae. Gene Ontology annotation, molecular function: signaling receptor binding.